Molecule: messenger RNA, 3342 nt
Organism: Strongylocentrotus purpuratus (purple sea urchin)
Lineage: Eukaryota; Metazoa; Echinodermata; Echinoidea; Camarodonta; Strongylocentrotidae
Gene: mns1
Product: meiosis-specific nuclear structural protein 1
Exons: 8
Coding region: 371-1870 (499 amino acids)
Biological process (GO): cilium organization
Cellular component (GO): motile cilium
Source: RefSeq, a predicted model, not a curated record
UAUACAUAUUGCACGCAUACUGCUGCAACGUAUGUAGAAGUGUGUGCAUUUACACUGUCAUGACUGUAGACUGUCGUUGACCAUUCCCGCAACUAUCAACUGCUCACUUCAACUUCAAGAAAGAGAAUUCGUAUCCAACUUCAAAUAAAAGGAAACAGUUAGUGGGAAAUGCUCCUGUAGGCUGUACAAUUGGACUGUCACCGUGAACUCCAGCACUGGCACUUGGCAGCAGUGCAAGAAUCAUACACCUCGGCCUCCACCGUCCACGCACGAUAAGGACAAACGUUCAAUCAAGUGACUGUCUGGAUCGAGUAGUUUUGAAGAUUUCUAAGUUUAGUCACUAGACCCUACUGCUGGGGAGGUCAUCAACAUGACGACCACCCGGAGACAAAACCUGACCCAUGCGACCCAGGAGCGCAUGAUGGUACAAGCAAGACACCAGGAAGACACCAGAGAGGACCACCUGAAAAGACUUGCCAAUGAGAAAGUACUAGAAGCGAACAUGGCCAGUGAGGAGAGGGUGGAGAAUAAGAGACAUAUCAGGAGGGUCCAACAAGAGGAAAUGGAAAGAAACAUGUCAGAAUCUAUAUUAAAGGCUCAGCAAGACCGGAUUCAGAGGGAGCAACAGAUGGAGCAGGAGGAGCGUAUAACCAACAGGCUCCAGCAGCUCAAGCUGGAGACCCAACGCCAGGAGAAGGUUCGCCAACAGAUUAGGGAGAACAGCCUGGAGCUUAGGGAGCUAGAGGCUAAGCUAAGGGCAGGAUACAUGAACAGGGAGAGGGCAGCACAAAUUGCGGAGAAGGAGGCCAGCAAAUAUGAGAAGACGGCACGUGACGCCGAGAUCGCUCGUCUCAUGAUGGACGAGUCGGCCCGUGCUGAAUCUCAGGAACAGCGUAAGCUGGUGGAGCAGUACCAGGAGAGUGUGCACUACCAGCAGGAGCUGGAGAAACAGCUGGAGGAGAAGGAGAAGAGGAAACAGGAGGACUACGAGGAGUUCCUCAAGGAGAAGCUCAUGAUUGAUGAGAUUGUGAGGAAGAUCCAUGAAGAGGAUGAAAGAGAAAGGGAGAUCUACUAUGAGAAGCAACAUGCCACCAAGCGUUACAUCGAUGAGGAUGCAGUCGCCCGGCAAAAAUGGAAGGACUUGGAGAGACAGAAGAUGGAGCAAGAGAACAUGGAGAUCCUCAAGUUUGCCACACUCCAACAGCACAGGGAAGAGGAUAGAAUGGAGAACAAGCGGCAGCAGGAGGAGGCCAAGGCUUCGGUCCAGAAGAACUUGAGUGAUGACAUCGCCAGGAAGCGUGCCAUGGAAGAAGAGAUGGAGCGGGUGAGGGAGGAGCUCUACCACGAGGAGCAGGAGGAGACACAGCGCCAGAAGGAGAUGGCCGAGAUUGAGAGGCAGAUCAGGCAGAGACUGGAGCUCCAGAAGACCUAUCAGGAGCAGCUCAGACUCAAGAGAAUGCGCAGGCAGGCUGAGAUGGGCGAGGAAGAAGAGUUCAAGCGCCAGAUGCUGGCUAAGUUUGAGGAGGAUGAUCGCAUUGAGCAGAUGAAUGCCCAACGUCGUCGCAUGAAGCAGCAGGAACACAAGCGCCGUGUAGAAGACCUUCUCGCAGACCGUCGUGCCCAGUUUGCAGCAGACAAGGAGAGGGAGAGGGACGAGCGCGAGGAGGCUGAGAACCUGGAGAGGCUCCGUAUGCAGAUCAUCGAGGAGGAGAGACAGAGGCUCCUCAAGGAGCAUGCAUCCAAGCUCCUGGGUUUCCUGCCAAAGGGUGUUAUCAGAAACGAGCAAGACCUGGAACUGUUUGAUGAUGAUUUCAAGAGGAAUUACAGUGGCAGACAGAGAAACAUACAUAGUGCUGAAGGCUGGGAAUAAACAAUGCUGAUAAAUGUACUCUGAAUAGUACUAAAACAUGCACUAAUCAACUUAAGAACAGAACUUCUCUUGCAAAUGUAUGGAUGGACCAAUUUUUGUGUCACCUUGAAAUUGAUUAGUAUUGAUACAGGAAUUUUUUUUUGUAUUGGUAGUAGUUUUAGAAUGAGCUACAUUCAAUAAUUCAUAUACAAUUCAUAUACAUGUAUGUAUAGCACUCAAGAAAAAUAUAGAAAAUAUGAAAAAAGGGAUAUUCAGAUUUUUUUUUCAUGGGGAUGCUUAUUUAGGACAUACACGUACUAACAUCAAAAUUUGUACAGCACUUCAAUUCAUUAUGGGUAUCAAUAUAAGAAUGCGUACGCAGAAUUCCGGAUCAUCAUUUUUUAUAAUGCAUGGGUAAGGUUUCUCAUUUCUUGUUAAGGUUUAGCAAGACACAGAAGUAGUGUGUAGGGUUGAAUGAUAACAUUUGCAGAGCGUAUGCAAUAUUUGCUGGCCCAGGCCACAGAUUGUUUGGAAUAAAAGAUAGCAUAAAACGUUAUGUUAUUUAGUCAAACUUAUUGUUAUGCAUUAAUGAACUCAAUGUCAGAUAUGGUGGUGGGAAAGAGUCCUGGUUAUUAAAUCUAAUUGGAAAUAUGUGUCGGGUUGAACAUCAAAAACAUUGAUCUAGAAUAUAUUUAUUACUAUUUACUCUCUUGAAUACAACGAUGUAUUGUGCCUUUAAUCUGUUGAAAUUAUUCUACAAUAGAAUGGUCUAGAAUAAACCUACCGGUAUGUACAUAUUCCAUGGUAUUGAAAAAAGGGUGAUGUUUCGUUAAUGAUUCAUUGUAUGUGACUUGUCUGAGAAUAUAUGUAUGUAUCUUUGUAUUCAGAGUUUUUCAUUGUUUAUUUUGUGUUUUAUAUGGAAAGCCUGUGGAUAUAUAUUUUGGAUGAACCAUACUUACCAUUCAACAUUUGUUAUAUUAUUUUAUAUUACUGUAACAGAGGCAAAUAUUUGUUUCAAAUCGCUUGUUAAGAAAAAAACGUUCAUUAAUUUAAAAUUCUUUCAUUACAAGUGGGGGCAGUAAUACAAGCAUAACUUAUUCAAGUCAUAGAUUCAAUAAGUAAUCAAAGUCCAGAAAACCUCUUUUGUAGCAAGUGUACAUUGUAGAUCAUUUCAGCAACAAUAUAGCGUGCCUAUUAUACAGUGUAUUGUUUCUAAAGAUGAACAUGCUAAGAAAAUACAGCAGCUAACAUGGGCAUAUCAAAAAGUGUAGAAGGUGUAGAAAAUAGGAAAUCAUGUGUCCUCAAGACUUUGUCUGCUGUGAUAAUUAUCUGCAAAUUAAACCAACUUGUAAAAAUGUUUUGGCUAUUUUAGAGUACCGGUAAGAAUAUUCUAUGCUUAUAAUAAGCAUAGGUAUGAUUGGAAAAUAUAUGUAAAUAUUGCAGUAUAUACUUAUUGUCAAUUUAUGUUAAUAAAAAAAGAAGAUGAUAAAGUA